UCUCUCCCAUACACACAUACUCCAUACUCGAAAAAACCCUAAAAGCUCUCUCUUUUGUCUCCUUCUCUCUACAUUUUCUUCUUCAGAUCUCCAAAUUGAAACCCCAAAUUCGUGUUUUCUGCACAAACCCCAUUUUCAAAACCCAAGCUUUUGUUCAAAAAAAGUUCAAAAAAAGGUGGCAUUUUUUAAUAUCAGAUGUCUCAUGUGAAAUGAAGAAGACGAACAUUAUCGACCUCCAUUGUUAUCCUUCUUUUUGUUACCUUUUGUUUCUUUUAGUUUCAGUUUUUGUAUCCUUAUGUUCAUGCAAUGAGCAUUAUCUUUCCAGCCAUGGCGGAUUUACCGACAAGGAAGUAUCGUACAUAAAGCAACGACAUCUGCUUUAUUACAUAGAUGAGUUCGGUGACAGAGGGGAGAACGUCACCGUCGACCCGUCACUGGUUUUUGAAAACCAGAGGUUGAGAGACGCUUAUAUAGCUUUACAAGCUUGGAAAAAAGCGAUUCUUUCCGACCCGUUUAAUCUCACCGCCGAUUGGGUUGGAUCCGGGGUGUGUGACUAUACUGGUGUUUUCUGUGCUCGAGCGCUUGAUAACAAGAGAAUCAGAACCGUCGCCGGUAUUGAUUUAAACCAUGGAGAUGUUGCCGGUUACUUGCCGGAGGAGCUUGGGUUACUCACCGAUCUGGCAUUGUUUCAUAUCAACUCGAACCGGUUUUGUGGUACGGUUCCGCAUAAGUUUAUAAAGUUGAAGCUGAUGUUCGAGUUGGAUCUUAGCAACAAUCGGUUCGCCGGUAAGUUCCCUGAAGUGAUUCUUAAGCUUCCUUUACUUAAAUUUUUGGAUUUGAGGUUUAAUGAAUUUGAAGGAACUGUGCCCAAAGAGCUUUUUGAUAAAGAUUUGGAUGCUAUUUUUAUUAAUCAUAACCGGUUUAGAUUUAAUCUACCGGAUAAUUUUGGUAACUCGCCGGCUUCUGUUAUUGUUUUGGCUAAUAACAAGUUUCACGGUUGUGUACCGGCGAGUCUUGGGAACAUGACGAGUCUUGAAGAGAUAAUUUUAAUGAACAAUGGGUUUCGAUCUUGUUUGCCGGAGCAAAUUGGGGGGUUGAGAAAUAUGACUGUUUUUGAUGUUAGCUUUAAUGAGUUAAUGGGUACUUUGCCGGAGCAAAUUGGGGGAAUGGUUAGCCUUGAACAGCUUAAUGUGGCACAUAAUAUGUUGUCUGGGAAGAUUCCAGCAAGUAUUUGUCGGUUGCCGAAGUUGGAGAAUUUCACGUUUUCGUAUAAUUUCUUCACCGGAGAACCGCCGGUUUGUUUGGGGUUACGUGCUUUUGACGAUAGGAGGAACUGUUUGCCGGCGAGGCCUUUACAACGGAGUGCUGCUCAAUGUAGGUCUUUCUUGUCUAGACCGGUGGAUUGUAAUUCAUUUAGGUGUGCUCCUUUUGUUCCUUCUUUGCCGUCUCCUCCUCCGCCUUCUCCGCCUCCGGUUGUUGUGCUGUCACCGCCACCCCCAUCGCCUGUUUUUAUUCCACAAUCACCACCCCCGCCGCCACCACCGCCAGUAUACUCUCCCCCUCCCCCUUCACCAUCUCCACCAGUAUAUUCACCUCCACCUCCGCCGCCACCUGUGUACUCUCCUCCUCUGCCUCCACCAUCUCCACCGCCACCUGUUUAUUCACCACCACCCCCCUCACCUCCACCACCUUCACCACCCCCACAAGUAUAUUCUCCACCACCACCACCUCCAUCCCCACCUCCACCAUCACCCCCGCCACCUACUUAUCCAUCACCACCUCCACCAUCUCCUCCACCACCUUCACCAGUAUACUGUGUGAGGUCUCCACCUCCUUCACCACCAAAUUCACCCCCUCCACCACCUCCAUUGUUUUCCCCACCUCCACCAGUUCCUUACUACUAUAACUCCCCGCCACCGCCACACCAUUCACCGCCACCUCCUGUACAUUCUCCACCACCCCCACCACAUUCACCUCCUCCACCAAUUUAUCCAUACUUAUCUCCACCACCGCCACCACCUCUUGUUUAUUCCCCACCUCGUCCAGUUCACUCACCACCACCACCGUCACCUCCUCCAUGUAUUGAGCCACCUCCACCACCACCACCAUGUGUAGAGUACACGCCAUCACCCUCACCCCCAAUUCAUUACAAACCACCUCCAUCACCUUCACCCCCACCCCCACCCCCACCAAUCCAUUAUCAUUCACCUCCACCACCAUCACCUCCGCCGGCUCCCGUAUACGAAGGGCCACUUCCACCAGUAAUCGGAGUAUCAUACGCAUCACCUCCACCGCCACCUUUCUAUUGAUUCUUUCAAGAAUUUCCCUCUAACCUUGAUUAAAAAAAACCCCAAAAAAGAGGAGAAAUUCUCUCCCAUAAAUUAUUUGAUAUUUGGAGUUGUGAAAAAUAAAAGAAGAAAAGAGUGUAGGUUGAAAGGAAAGAUGUAUGUAUAGGGGAUGAAUUUCCAAAAAAAGGAAAAACCAUUGUAAUCUAAAGCCCUUACAAUGGUAGCAACAAGCAACACUUUCUUCAUGUUGCUAUCUUGCUUCUAGUUUGUGGGCUUUUUUUCUUUUUAUUAUUGUUAUUAUUCUCUCUUAUUUUUUCUUUUAUAGUAUAUUCUCAUGAAUAUUUUACAUGUACUUUAUCAUCAUUUAGCCAUUCAUAAUCAAUUCUCCCUUGCUUCA
Messenger RNA from Gossypium arboreum, 2685 nucleotides. RefSeq names its product leucine-rich repeat extensin-like protein 4. NCBI's taxonomy places the organism in Eukaryota, Viridiplantae, Streptophyta, Magnoliopsida, Malvales, Malvaceae. Gene Ontology annotation, molecular function: protein binding. The record is from RefSeq and is a predicted model, not a curated record.